AUGGUCGCGGCGGUGGCCAUGCCACCGCUAAACCUGAGUGGCAUGAAUGUCGCACCGGGGCUUGCUCCGGUGGACACUCUCGGCGGUGAGGUGACCUACAAGCUGGGAGGAAUGUUCUGGCCCGCACGUUGCUUUGCCCGACUCCACGGAGAUCUUCUGCUCAUUCAGAGGAAGGGCAAGCAACAGGCAGCAGUGGUUCUGCACGCCGCGACUGUGGAGUUCAGAGCGCCAACAACCGUACGAAUCGAGGCCCCUGGCAGUCCUUUGCUUGCCAUCCAGCUCGACACUCCUGAGGAAGCUGAGCGCUGGGCGUUGGCUCUGAAGCAGGCUGCGAAGCGUUCGAAGGGACUCAAGGACCUUCUUAGCUCUGAUGUGGUGCCGCUAAUGCUGAGUCCACGCAGUGAGCAAGAGGAGCAGGAGGCGGAGGAGCGUCUGCAGAGUCUACGCGUGCGCAUCUCCGAGAUCCAAGCCGAGAAAGACAGCACCGUCAAGGAAGUGAAGGAAGAGUUGGAAGCACAAUUGGUUGAGGCAGAGGCUGCUGUCAAAGAAGCGCUCAAAGAAGCUGACGCCGCAGUUUGUGGGCGCCGCGAGGCAGAGCGCCGAGCUGAUCUGGCAGAGCAGGCUGCAAAGGCUGCAGAGGCCGAGCACCAGCGACGCUGCAAGGAGCUGCAAAGAGUUCAGGAGGAGCAGCUACAGGAGCUGGGGCAGAAGCUGGAUCUGGAGAUUGCGUCACGCAAGGAUGUGGAAGCAAAGCUGGAGUUGCGAGACCAGGAGCUUGCAACAGCGAAAUCCGAAUUGGCUUCUUUGGCUGAUGCUCAUCAGGUACAAAUCAAAGUUGGCCAGGAACAUGCCAGCAAGGUGGAUGAGCAACAACAGAGCCUCGCGGCUCUAGAGACGGAGAAGCAGUCGUUGAUACAAGAGCACGAGCAAAUGGCCCAACUUAUGGCGGAGCUUCAGGAGCAGCUUUCUGAUUUACAGGUCGAGCUUUCCGACGAAGAGGCUUUGCGAAAACGCUUGGAGGAAGAGAAAGCCGCAAGCGAGCAAAGCUGCCAAAGCCUCGAGCAGAAAGUCGCUUCCCUGGAGGCAGAUUUGGCGCAAUCUGCGGCAGCUGCAGAGGCAGAUGCAAAAGAACGCACCAAGCUGGAAGCCGCCUGCAAAGAUGCAGAGGUUGGUACUUCUCACCUUCAGCAGGAGGUUUCGCUUCUCCAGCGUCGCAUUGCUGCUGCUGACACGCGAUUUGCCGCGGAAGUUGCCUGCCGAAAAGCUGCCGAGGAAAGAAGUGCUGGCGCCGAGCGGCGUUUCCGCCUGAUCUUUUCGUGGCCAUGUGCUGGCACGAUUCUGAAGAUGUAA
Messenger RNA from Symbiodinium natans, 1350 nucleotides. The record is from the annotation of a GenBank genome assembly. NCBI's taxonomy places the organism in Eukaryota, Dinophyceae, Suessiales, Symbiodiniaceae.